Molecule: messenger RNA, 412 nt
Organism: Parasteatoda tepidariorum (common house spider)
Lineage: Eukaryota; Metazoa; Arthropoda; Arachnida; Araneae; Theridiidae
Source: RefSeq, a predicted model, not a curated record
UCAAAUAAAAUAUAUUUAUCUAUUUUUCAGAACGGAAAUGAAAUUCAGAAAGGCCAUUAGAGACACAAUUCCGGACACAAUCUCUGGUCAGCAAAUCACUUCAGAUAUAAAUGACAUAAGCAGUGACAUAAACGAAGAAGAAAUCGAGCACAUUUGCCAGUAUCCAGACAUCAACGCUUCCGUCAACAAAGUCCAGAGCUUGCUGAACACGGUUGCAGAAAUUGUUCUAAAGAAUGAGGUACAGGAAGAAAAAUCGAAGAGAAUGGGAGAAAUGUUGGUGACCAUACAAAAGCUCAUGCAGAGGUUCCAGCAGGGUAAUUUCAGAACUGUACAGCGAUCUAUUGUGAGCUACAGUGAAAUGAAGCAAUCAAGUGAAAAGGAAAAGAUCAAAAGGUAGCUGAAAAUAAUAUUU